AUGAAAUGUUUUAGCAAACUUCAGGAGUCCUGCGCAAGAAGAGCCAUUAGGGCUACUGCCUUCAAAGGUUUCAGAUGUUUGAGCUUAAAAUCAAGGCCUAUGGCAUCCGUCCCUUUUAAUAUGGGGCAACCUACUCAUGAAACAAGACCUCACUACUUGCCAAAACCUGGAAACCUCACUCCAGGAAUUACUGCCCUUGAAUACUACAAUCGGAGGCUUAAGCUAGCCGAUAAGCUUUCAGAAAAAUCAAUUGUUGUCUUAACAAGCAACCAAGUUCAGUAUAGCUCUGGAAGCGUUUUUUAUGAUUUUCAACAAGAUAAUGAUUUUUAUUAUUUGACCGGUUGGUUGGAACCAAAUUCAGUAGCUAUCAUAGAGAAGGUACUGUCAAGCAGGACAGAUGAUAGCGUCGUUUUCCAUAUGUUAGCUCCGCAGAAAAACCCUCAGAUUGAGCUUUGGGAGGGAGACAGACUGGGGCCCCAGGGUGCUUAUGACUUCUUCAACGCUGACGUAGUUGAUGACAUCGAAAAUAUAAAAACUUACAUGCAAAAAUUAUUAAAAAAUGUUGAUGUUGUAUUCUGGGAUGAUAAAUCAUUAAACUCAGGAGGUAAUUCCCUGUCGAAGUUUCUGUCUUUUUUUAAUCUAAAAGCAUUAAAUAGCGGUCUGGUAACUAUCCUGGACUUGAUUCAAAAAUCUAGCAAGCCAAUACGCUCACCAAAAUCCAUGAUUGCUGAAUUGCGAUCAGUUAAGUCGCCGGCAGAGAUUAAUGUUAUGCAUGCAGCAGGAAAAAUUUCAAGUAGAGCUUUCAACAAAGCUAUUGCUAAGGUGGGUUCCCAAGAGCCUAUUCAUACAGAAAGGACGUUGGCUAAAUUUUUAGAUUACCAGUUUGUUCACGGUGGAUGUGAUAAGCAGGCAUAUAUACCAGUAGUGGCGAGUGGAAAGAAUGCCUUGACAAUUCACUACACGAGAAACGAUGAUCUUUUAUAUAAAGAUGAAUUAGUCUUCGUUGAUGCAGGUGGAAAAUUGGGUGGUUAUUGCUCCGACAUUUCAAGAACUUGGCCAAAUUCCCCCGAAGGGUUUAGUGGUCCACAGAAGGACAUUUACGAAGUUGUAUUGAAUGCGAAUAAAGCUUGCAUUGAUUUAUGCUGUGAAUCUUCCCAUAUGUCAGUCCAUGAUAUUCAUGAAUUUUCAGUUAAAUUUUUGACUAAAGAAUUAAACCAACUUAAGGGUUUUGAAGGAAUCUCAUCAUCCACAGUAUCUAGAAUUUUAUACCCCCAUUACAUUGGGCAUCAUCUUGGUCUAGAUUUACAUGAUGUUCCUUCUCUAUCUAAGAUCAAUAACAUUGUCUCAGGAAAUGUCCUAACCAUUGAACCGGGGUUGUAUAUACCAGAGAACGAUAAUUGGCCAAAGUGGUAUCGUGGUAUAGGUGUCAGAGUUGAAGACGAUAUUGUCGUGGGUAAAGAAAGUAAGGAUAUAUUAAACCUAUCAAGUGGCUGUGUUAAGGAAGUUGUCGAUAUUGAAUCAUUGAUAUCAAGUGGGAAAGUAACCACACCUGGAGCUUAUGACGAAACGGUAAUCUUAGAUAUAUAG
Messenger RNA from Priceomyces carsonii, 1587 nucleotides. Its product is annotated as aminopeptidase. The transcript has a single exon. Gene Ontology annotation, molecular function: manganese ion binding; metalloaminopeptidase activity. The record is from RefSeq and is a predicted model, not a curated record. Gene Ontology annotation, biological process: proteolysis. Gene Ontology annotation, cellular component: mitochondrion. Lineage: Eukaryota; Fungi; Ascomycota; Pichiomycetes; Serinales; Debaryomycetaceae. The coding region runs from base 1 to 1587 and encodes 528 amino acids.